GGGCCUAAAGCGACCGUCUCAGGGACCACUGCGAGGUUUCCAGUUGCCUGGACAACGAGACUCGGGUCAGAGCGACAGCCCUUCUAGCACCUGCUGCCGCCGCCGCCCGCCUUGGGCACCAGGUGACAUGCCGGUGCUCUCCACACCAUGGCCCUCGCGGGUGACCACGCUGAGGCGCACAGCUGUGGUCUUGGCGCUCACAGCCUAUGGAGCCCACAAACUCUACCCUCUGGUGCGCCAGUGCAUGGCCCCGGCCAGGGGUCCUCUGGGCCAGUCCGGGGAGCCUCCACGGGAGGCCCCUGAGCCCACUGACACCAAGGCGGGCAUGAACAGGGCAUUCCUGCGGCGGUUUCUGGUACUCCUGCGGCUGCUCUUCCCCCGGGUCCUGUGCCGGGAGACCGGGCUGCUGGCUCUGCACUCCGCGGCGCUGGUGAGCCGGACCUUCCUCUCUGUCUAUGUGGCCCGCCUGGACGGCCGGCUGGCCCGCUGCAUCGUGCGCAAGGACCCUCGCGCCUUCGGUUGGCAACUCCUGCAGUGGCUGCUCAUAGCACUCCCUGCCACCUUCGUCAACAGCGCCAUCCGCUACCUGGAGGGCCAGCUGGCCCUGUCCUUCCGCAGCCGUCUGGUGGCCCACGCCUACAGUCUCUACUUCUCCCAGCAGACCUACUACCGCGUGAGCAAUAUGGAUGGGCGGCUUCGCAACCCCGACCAGUCUCUGACUGAGGACCUAGUGGCCUUCACCGCCUCCGUGGCCCACCUCUACUCCAACCUGACCAAGCCGCUGCUGGACGUGGCUGUGACCUCCUACACACUCAUCAGGGCGGCACGCUCCCGCGGGGCUGGCACAGCCUGGCCCUCGGCCAUUGCGGGCCUCGUGGUGUUCCUCACGGCCAACGUGCUGCGGGCCUUCUCACCCAAGUUUGGGGAGCUGGUGGCCGAGGAGGCGCGACGGAAGGGAGAGCUGCGCUACAUGCACUCUCGAGUGGUGACUAACUCAGAGGAGAUCGCCUUCUAUGGGGGCCACAAGGUGGAGCUGGCGCUGCUGCAGGACUGCUACCAGGCCCUGUCGGCGCAGAUCAACGUCAUCCUGCUGGAGCGCCUGUGGUACGUCAUGCUGGAGCAGUUCCUCAUGAAGUACGUGUGGAGUGCCUCGGGCCUGCUUAUGGUGGCCGUCCCCAUCAUCACUGCUACUGGCUACUCAGAGUCAGACUCGGAGGCUGCGAAGAGGGCUGCCUUGGCGAUGCGGGAAGAGGAGCUGGUGAGCGAGCGCACCGAGGCCUUCACCGUUGCACGCAACCUGCUCACGGCCGCAGCUGACGCCACAGAGCGCAUCAUGUCAUCCUACAAGGAGGUGACAGAGCUGGCUGGCUACACAGCGCGUGUGCAUGACAUGUUCCAGGUGUUCGAAGACGUCCAGCACUGUCGCUUCAAGCGGCCAGGGGAGCCGGAGGACGCCCAGGCGGGGACGGGGGCCAUGGUGCGCUCUGGCAUGCGCGUGGAGGGGCCCCUGCGCAUCCAAGGCCAGGUGGUGGACGUGGAGCAGGACAUCAUCUGCGAGAACAUCCCCAUCAUCACACCCACAGGAGAGGUGGUGGUGUCCAGCCUCAACAUCCGGGUAGAAGAGGGCAUGCACCUGCUCAUUACGGGCCCCAACGGCUGCGGCAAGAGCUCGCUCUUCCGGAUCCUGGGCGGGCUGUGGCCCACGUACGGCGGCGUCCUCUACAAGCCCCCACCACAGCGCAUGUUCUACAUCCCGCAAAGGCCCUACAUGUCCGUGGGCUCGCUGAGAGACCAGGUCAUCUACCCAGACUCGGUGGAGGACAUGCGCCGCAAGGGCUGUUCGGAGCAGCAGCUGGAGAACAUCCUGGGCAUCGUGCACCUGCUCCACAUCCUACAGCGGGAGGGAGGCUGGGAGGCCCUGUGUGACUGGAAGGAUGUGCUGUCAGGGGGCGAGAAGCAGCGGGUCGGCAUGGCUCGCAUGUUCUACCACAGGCCAAAGUACGCCUUGCUGGACGAGUGCACCAGCGCCGUGAGCAUCGACGUGGAGGGCAAGAUCUUCCAGGCGGCCAAGGACGCGGGCAUCGCGCUGCUGUCCAUCACCCACCGGCCCUCCCUGUGGAAGUAUCACACGCACCUGCUGCAGUUCGACGGCCAGGGCGGCUGGAAGUUUGAGAAGCUGGACUCGGCGGCCAGGUUGAGCCUCACAGAGGAGCGGCAGAGGCUGGAGCAGCAGCUGGACGGCGUCCCCAAGAUGCAGCAGCGCCUGCAGGAGCUGCGCCACAUCCUCGGCGAGGCCUCCGGCCCUGGGGUCCCCACCUGAGCCCCCACCAUGCCCUGCCCCGAAUGCCUCCCUUCCCAGAAGAGCCAGGGACAGUGCUGUGCCACUGAGCCAGGGGAUGGAGCAGGACCCCCAGCCCUCUCUCCUGAGACUCAAGUCCCCACUUCCACACUGCUGUCGCCACUCCUUCCUGCCAUAGAAGCAGCCAAAUGGCCCAGGAUUAAAGAGAGCCCCGUGCCAGUGUCCUCUCGGCUGCCAGGAGUCCCCAAGAGCCCCCUGGAAUGGGGAAAGAGCCACAAGAAGGCAGCCCUGGCCUUCUGUCCUCUUCCACCUAAUUUAUUGGCUUCCCUGUUUGUGGCUGCCUCCAUUCCCAGCAGGGGAGGCAGCCAGGCUCAGUCCCUCCCGGAAGCCACCAAUACCACCUCCUCCCGCCAGUCUACACUGCCAGCUGCCACUGGGGGGCGCGCACUGCCCAUCCACUGGGAGCCAGGGCUCCGUGUUCCCAGCUCAGUGCCAAAGAGGGGUUCCAGGGGACGCUGCGCCGCCAGAGGGAGACCCCACCUCCAAGUGUGCCUUUCCCCGCUGGGCCCCCAGGCGGGGCGCCCUCCGCUCCCUCAGUAAAGCUGCCGUGGAAAACACACUCCUGCCUCCCUCCCUGGGGUGGGGGAGCCGGCCCGCACACCAUUCUCCCGGGACACGCCGCUGCUGGGCUGGCUACAGGGCAGUGGGGAAGGGGAAC
Molecule: messenger RNA, 3017 nt
Organism: Fukomys damarensis (Damara mole-rat)
Lineage: Eukaryota; Metazoa; Chordata; Mammalia; Rodentia; Bathyergidae
Gene: Abcd1
Product: ATP binding cassette subfamily D member 1
Exons: 9
Coding region: 128-2320 (730 amino acids)
Biological process (GO): long-chain fatty acid import into peroxisome; very long-chain fatty acid catabolic process; fatty acid beta-oxidation
Cellular component (GO): peroxisomal membrane
Molecular function (GO): ATP binding; ABC-type transporter activity; ATP hydrolysis activity
Source: RefSeq, a predicted model, not a curated record